Molecule: messenger RNA, 2568 nt
Organism: Achroia grisella
Lineage: Eukaryota; Metazoa; Arthropoda; Insecta; Lepidoptera; Pyralidae
Product: TBC1 domain family member 31
Exons: 1
Coding region: 105-2513 (802 amino acids)
Molecular function (GO): protein binding
Source: RefSeq, a predicted model, not a curated record
UUCCCUAAAUUUUAAAUAUUUUUUAUAAAUAGGUAAAUAAAUAAAACAUGACAAUAAUUUUAAAACUUGUGAUGAGUGGUGAAUUUUAAAAACAUAUUACAUAAAUGGAUCGUGCACAGUUACAAUUCCAAAACGUCGAAAAAUAUGAUUUAAAACUAAAAUCGAGACCUAAGGAUGGGGUGAUACUGCAAUUACACCAUACAGUUCGUGAUUCCAACGGUGAAAAUCGGAGGAUUCGAUUCUCGUCUGGUAUAUUCAAUGAUUUGCAUGAGAAACUAGCGUGUGCUGAUAACAUAGGUAACGUUUUUGUUUUGGAUUUCACGGAUCUUAAAUUCUGGAAACUAAGCAACGUAGGAACUUGUACCGCAUUACAAUUUCUUCCCAAUAAAGAUGACAUUUUAAUUAUUGCUAGUUCAAAAAAAUAUGAUAUAAACUUUUUGGAUAUCGAUAGUGGAGAAACUACCUUAACUUUGACCGGUCAUACGGCACCUGUGAAACACGUCUCAUUUUCUAACAGUAAAACUAAUAAUUUGCUAACUGCUAGCCCUGUAGAAGCUAUAUUAUGGGAACGUCGAAAUUACACGAAAUACUUUACUCUAAACACGUACUUAGGUGCACAAAUUCAGCAAAUAAUGUUCACACCGGCCGGUGAUUAUCUUGUAGCGUGCUUUCAAAAUGACACUGUGCAGAUAUGGAAAAAUGAAACUAUGAAAUCAGUGAAGCAGAUUAUACCAAGUGAAUUAAAACAUUUGAAGAAUAUUGCUUUCACUAUGAAUGGUCGAGCGAUGGCUAUGGCGGGUCUGACACCAAUGUUAAUAUUAUUUAGCAUGGAUACAUGGAAGGCUUUAAAAUCAAUUAAUUUAACAAAACACAACAUAAGCGGAGCCCAACAAAUAGCUUUUAUACCACAAAUAUUUGACGGCGGUGCUAAUAAAAUCCUUGCUAUAUUAAGUAGUGACUGCAAUCUUCAUUUAUUGGAUCUGGAAUGUUUAAAUGUUAUACAUAGUAUAUGUCCAGAGUCGUCUUGCAUAAAAAGAUUUGUUGUAAGCCCUACCGGAAAAUAUUUUCUUUGUGUUUUACAAUUAGGAGAAGUAAAUAUUUACAACUCUUCAUAUGUAAUGGAUUUAACGCAAAAUUUCGCCGAUAUAAAGAAACCAUGUACGUCGACGCAAAAAUUGAUUAGCCAAGAAAUAUCGCCUUCUAAAGCUGAAGUAGAGCAAAAGAUGCGGAUAUGCAUGGAUAGUGCAAGAUUAAGAAGAAUUUUGAUGCAAUACGGCGAAUACCCGGACAAGUUUAGAUCAGUUAUAUGGAGAUCCCUUUUAAAUACACCAAGAAAUAAGAGUGCGUAUUCAUCUUUAAUUGAUAAAGGUAUACAUCCAGCUUACAAAGACAUCGAAAAACAGUUUACUAUUCACAGUUCUGUUACACUUAAAAGUUUAAAAAGACUACUGUCUUGCCUCGCACAUUGGUGUCCAUUAUUUGGUGUAAUGAAAUUUCUUCCAGCGUUUGUUUUCCCAUUCGUCAAAGUAUUACAAAAGGAUCCUUUACUGUUAUUUGAAUGUGUAGCUACAAUAUUAUUGAAUUAUUGCCAGCUUUGGUUUGAGUAUGCACCAUUUCCUCCAAUUAGCAUUUUAGCUAUAAUUGAAAACAUCGUAUCCGACCAUGAUGUGCAUCUCUUAAAUCAUUUCUGUGAAAUUGGCAUCACAAGUCAAACAUAUGCACUUAAGAUAUUAGAGACAGCUUUUAGUGAGGUAUUAACAUGUUCUGAAUGGCUAAUUCUUUGGGAUCACAUACUGAGUAAUGAACCAGCCUUCAUUGUAAUGGCAGUUGUGUCAUACAAUAUAGUGCAAAGAAAUGCAAUAAAAAGAUUGAAAACUCAUGAACAACUGGAUAACUUUUAUCAUAUGCAAAAUCCUAUAGAUAAAAAACAUUUCUUAAAGAAAGCUUAUGUUUUGUUGAAUGAUACUUCUGAAGACAUACAUCCAAAAAGAUUUUUUAACAGUUUUAUAUCACUGGAUAAAGGAGAUUGUUAUCAACAAUUUACUGGUUAUCCAAAAGCAACUAUUUGUAUGAAGUUAGCUAAGAAGAGUAGAAAAAUUAAAUCGCAAAAUGAUGGAAGUACUCUAAAAGAAAUGACUAUAAAAAGUCAAGAAAAACAAAUCAACGAAAUAUUAAAUAAGGACGAGGAUAAUGAUGAAGAAAAAUUUAAUAGUGACGAGGAAAAUUUCAAUGAAUGUAUUAAAAAUCAUAACAAACAUACUUACGAUUUACAAGACAAAGGAGAUUUUUGUAUAAAGCAAAACAUGAAUACUGUAGCAUAUCCUACAACAAUUCAUUUACAGCGAAACGUGGAGCAAACUGAUACUAAAUCAAAUAGAAAAGAUAAUAUAUGUAAACAUUCAACAAGAUUAAAAACAAAGAAAAAGUGUAAUGAUAAAAGGAAUGAUAAUUUAGAAAAAGAAGUAGCAAAAUUGAUUAAAACGUAUACGAACUCUGAUUUAUCUGAUUCAUAAUUUUACAUCCAAUGUAUUAUAGUGCAAUAAUUUUAUUGUACAAUAGAUUAAGAAA